GUGACCGCGGUGGCCCCGCAGGGUACGGCUGCGCGGGCACCUCCUCGGUGGGCUACGGGCUGGUGGCGCGGGAGCUGGAGCGCGUGGACAGCAGCUACCGCUCGGUGCUCAGCGUGCAGUCCUCGCUGGUCAUGUACCCCCUGUGGGCCUACGGGACCCCCGCCCAGCGGCAGCGCUUCCUGCCCCGCCUCGCCCGGGGGGAGAUCCUGGGCUGCUUCGGGCUGACGGAGCCCAACCACGGGAGCGACCCGGGCCGGAUGGAGACGCGGGCCCGGCACAACCCCGGCGCCGGCACCUACACCCUGCGCGGCUCCAAGACCUGGAUCACCAACUCGCCCAUAGCCGACCUGUGCGUGGUGUGGGCUCGCUGCGAGCACGACGGGCGCGUCCGCGGCUUCCUGGUGGAGCGCGGCACGCCCGGGCUGAGCACGCCCAAGAUCGAGGGCAAGUUCUCGCUGCGGGCCUCGACCACCGGCAUGAUCCUGCUGGACGACGUGGAGGUGCCCGAGGAGAACGUGCUGCCCGAGGCCGAGGGGCUGGCGGGCCCCUUCGGCUGCCUGACCCAGGCGCGUUACGGCAUCGCCUGGGGCGCGCUGGGCGCCGCCGAGGCCUGCCUGGAGACGGCGCGGCAGUACGUGCUCGACAGGAAGCAGUUUGGGGGCCCGCUGGCCCGGAACCAGCUGGUGCAGAGGAAGCUGGCGGACAUGGUGACCGAGAUCACGCUGGGGCUGCACGCCUGCCUGCGGCUCGGCCGCCUCAAGGACGAGGGCAGGGCUGCCCCCGAGAUGGUGUCGAUGCUGAAGCGGAACUCGUGCGGGAAGGCGCUGGGCAUCGCCCGGGACGCGCGGGACAUGCUGGGGGGCAACGGCAUCUGCGACGAGUUCCACGUCAUCCGGCACCUCAUGAACCUCGAGGCCGUCAACACCUACGAGGGCACCCACGACAUCCACGCGCUGAUCCUGGGCCGCGCCAUCACCGGCAUCCAGGCCUUUGCCCCGGCCAAGGGGGCCUAGAGGGGACACAGCAGAGGGCACGGCGGGGACGCGGUGGCACCGCCGGGGACCGGCUCUGCUCCUCGCGGCGAGGGGCGCCAGGAGAUGUGGCACUGAGCGGGGCCAGUGCCACCAACCAGAGCCAGGCGUCCCCAGAAGUGUCACUGGCGGGACCCGGUGUCACCAAGGACAUCCCGUGUCGUUGAUGGGACCCAGUGCCACCAGCCACACAUCGUGCCACCGACAGGACCCAGUGUCACCAACGGGACCAGGUGUCACCAAGGACAUCUUGUGUCAUUGAUGGGACCCAGUGCCACCCCAGCCAAACCUCGUGCCACCAGCGGGACUCGGUGUCACCGACAGGACUCGGUGUCACCCAGGGGACCCCGCUGGUGCUGGCGCCGUGCCCGGUGCCACCCCGGUGCCUUCGCCACCCCCGUGGCCAAUAAACGGUGGGACAGCCCCUCCAUGCCAGC
This is a messenger RNA of Passer montanus (Eurasian tree sparrow), 1468 nucleotides long. RefSeq names its product glutaryl-CoA dehydrogenase (gene GCDH). The transcript has 7 exons. The record is from RefSeq and is a predicted model, not a curated record. NCBI's taxonomy places the organism in Eukaryota, Metazoa, Chordata, Aves, Passeriformes, Passeridae. The coding region runs from base 132 to 1013 and encodes 293 amino acids. Gene Ontology annotation, molecular function: fatty-acyl-CoA binding; flavin adenine dinucleotide binding; glutaryl-CoA dehydrogenase activity. Gene Ontology annotation, biological process: fatty acid beta-oxidation using acyl-CoA dehydrogenase; fatty-acyl-CoA biosynthetic process. Gene Ontology annotation, cellular component: mitochondrial inner membrane.